Messenger RNA from Achroia grisella, 1327 nucleotides. RefSeq names its product zinc finger protein 510-like. The transcript has a single exon. The coding region runs from base 27 to 1274 and encodes 415 amino acids. NCBI's taxonomy places the organism in Eukaryota, Metazoa, Arthropoda, Insecta, Lepidoptera, Pyralidae. Gene Ontology annotation, molecular function: zinc ion binding; DNA-binding transcription factor activity, RNA polymerase II-specific; RNA polymerase II transcription regulatory region sequence-specific DNA binding. The record is from RefSeq and is a predicted model, not a curated record. Gene Ontology annotation, biological process: regulation of transcription by RNA polymerase II. Gene Ontology annotation, cellular component: nucleus.
AUAUAAAUAAAGCUUAAUUUAAAAAAAUGGAGAACUAUGAAAACGCUUAUAAAGAUAUUUGCAGAGUUUGUCUAUUGCAUAAAGAUGGUGAAAAGUUUGUUCCUCUUAUUGACAAGACUAGUGCCGACGGCUUAAGUUGUUUUGGUAAAGCUGUACUCAAUUUUGCCAAUAUUUCGCUUAAAAAGGAUGAUAUAUUACCCAGUUUUAUGUGCCAAAAAUGUUUAUUAUUACUCAAACACGCUAUUUACUUCAAACUGAAGUGUGAAUCUAGUCAGAAACGUCUCUCGGUACUGACGAACAAAACUGUAAACAGUGAUUUUAGUGAUGACAAUUUUAAAGAAAUUAUCGUGGAAUACUCAAUGUUUAAUCAAUAUUUUUCGUCUGAGGAUACAGAAGAAUUUUCUAGAAGUAACUGCAGUGGAAACAGCGAGGAGAAUUCUGUAAUUGAUUCGUAUCCUAAUAUAAAUGAUCAUUGCAAUUCGAAUGACGAUAAUGAUUUUGUUAAUGAAGAAGAAGACAGUGGUGAAGACUUAUUGGACGAAUUAGACAAAUUAUCGGAUAAAUUCUCGAGUUAUAACAACGUAUAUUAUGAAAGUCACAUGAAAAAGAAGUUGUUUAAACGUAAGAAAGCAGAUCAGCUGCAUUUAGCUCGGAGACGUAUGCAAGGUAGAAAAAGAAUAAACAAGAAGAUACCAAAUCUAACUGAAAAGAUAGUAUGCAAGAUUUGUGAUAAAAUAUUAGCCAACCAGCGUACCUAUGAUCAUCAUAUGCAACGGCAUAACGGAUAUAAGUACAUGUGUGAGCAUUGCGGAAAAGGUUUUCCUGUUCUCGUCGAGUUACAGAUGCAUCAGGUCGCUCGGCACGAUACAGGUCCCUUUCUGCAGUGUCAACAUUGUGCUUACAAAGCUCCGAGGAAACUGAAUUUAAUAGAACACAUAAGAUUGCAUACUGGAGAACGCCCAUACACAUGUGACAAAUGUGGUCUUACAUUCCGCAGACGAGCUCUAUGGAGGAAGCACAUGGUCUACCAUACAGAGAAGACGGUACAAUGUGUACAGUGUCCUAAAAAGUUUUUCCGUCGCGGCGAAAUGUUGGCACACGUAAACAGCAUGCAUGAACGGAUGUAUAUGUAUUUAUGUCACAAAUGUGACGCAACUUAUGCGAAGCCUGUCACAGUGAGACGUCAUCUGACCGAGCGGCAUGGUAUACCCAGAGAAAUGCAGGGGAAAAUUAUAAGAAUUAAUAAAGGGAGGACUAUUUUAUCUGAACAAUAAUGAAGGUAUUUAAGGUAUUCGAACAAGUGUGUAGUAGUGUAAGGUAUUUGAGC